CUGAUUGGUCUUCGCCCGCAAUUGCGACAUAAAACAGAGGAUCAUGCGAUAAUCGCGCGAUUGUUGUAACUUAGCGAAGCAGACCACUUUGCAGACAAAUUACUGUCACUUUCUCGGAAGCUGCUGAAUGUCCGCAGACUCUAGACACAACACACUCCAUCGACCGCAAGGAUGAAGUGCUUCAUCUUUCUGUUGUACUCCAGCCUUCUCUUCAUUGGCAAAUUCGCACCCUCAGCAGCAUCUCCAGCUGCAGCUCCCGCAGCAGAACCAGGCCGCACAGCAGGCAAUCAAAAAGGAACACCAACCACGGGGCAGAACACAAACCGCGGCCAAAAGCGCCUCGGAGAUGACGAUGGGGCAGGGUCAAGCAAGACACAAAAGCAGGCUCAAGCACCCACAGUCACGCCGACGCCAAAGGUCUACUUAUGCUAUGGCUUGAAGCUUCAGUUCCGUCGGACAUUUUCCGACAUCAGCGAGGAUGAAUGCGCUACGAAAUGCAAAGAAGAGGGAAAGGCGUACAAGAAGUAUACGAAACAGGAGAACAUGAGACCUAUCGGUCCGGAUAGGUGUUUCCAGUCCAACGUUUGUGUAAGCGCAGAAAUGCUCUCCGCUGACCGUUCCGCUGCGCUGUCCGCUCUGCUCAAAGAUCCGCUACCUUGCACGACGGCAAUUUGUUCAUCCGACGAACGCAUCAACAAAGACGCGUUUCAAUGUGAAUGUCAAGCGACUCUUAUUGCCGUCCGAAUCAAACAUGUUGCACCAGAAUGGGUGCACCUAUUCAAAAAAUGGAGGAACAACAAACUUGCUAAGGUCAGAGAUGAGAAAAACAACCCAGCAACGAUGACCAAAUGCCAUUACAUCUUCAUCGCGGAGCGCAUGAAAAAAGAAGGCUGGAUGCUGUACAAAGCGGCUUGGGAUCCUACAGUUGAGUGUGAUCUGGAGAACAGAAGCCAAGGAAAAGACCGUUGUCCCUGCCACAAGUCAAGUCACAAGAGCAAGUCCGCAAUAUGUACCGCUACUCUUCAGAGGGAGGUAGCCUUACAAGUGCCGCUGUGGGAAUCACUCUUCACCAUCGAUCUCAAUAAAGAACCCGCUGAAGAUUCAGCUGCAGCUGCCACUGGCUCAUCUCAACAGCUAAGCCCCAACUUGGAGUGCACACAGACCUUCUUGAAUUCUGGCCUCGGGCAGAAUGAGGUGAGUUCUGCCCCCGAAGACCUUCGGCCCGGCUAUUGCUCUCGACGUUUUUAGCUCCUGCUCUGCUGUGUGAUGAUCGCAGCCUUAGAGCCAGCACACCGCAUCUCCUCGGCAUUUGCUCUGGGAUCUCACACCACGCUAGCUUGUGCUUUACUUCCUCUCGUCUCUCAACAGGCCUGUCAUAUCGUCUUCACUCUUACUCUUACUCAUCUCUAUCUCGACAGUACCCGUCACCUUAUCUCUUCUCGCCUUUUCACCCUUCAACAUUCACCACGUUGUCUCUCGUUUCGUCUCUUCUUCAUGUUGCAGACCUGACAUCUUGGAGUCAACUUCUGCUCUCUCGUUUUCUUUUCACUUUGGGUUUCCCGCUCGAGCCUGAUAGAUAUCAAGAGACGGCCUUCUGCUGUCUUCGUCCUUAGUUUACAAUUUUCAAUCUACU
Messenger RNA from Protomyces lactucae-debilis, 1633 nucleotides. RefSeq lists its product as uncharacterized. Lineage: Eukaryota; Fungi; Ascomycota; Taphrinomycetes; Taphrinales; Protomycetaceae. The transcript has a single exon. The record is from RefSeq and is a predicted model, not a curated record. The coding region runs from base 172 to 1248 and encodes 358 amino acids.